Molecule: messenger RNA, 1549 nt
Organism: Panonychus citri (citrus red mite)
Lineage: Eukaryota; Metazoa; Arthropoda; Arachnida; Trombidiformes; Tetranychidae
Exons: 2
Coding region: 235-888 (217 amino acids)
Source: RefSeq, a predicted model, not a curated record
GCUGAUAGUCCAUUAGAUGUUCUAUUGUUUACUGUUAAUUUGUUUCUUUUCUGGUUCAUUUGAAUUUCUCUCUUUUUUUUCAAUCUUCAGUUUUGCUUUUGUUUCUCCCUUUCAAUUGACUGAUCUUUAAUUAUUCUUGAUUAUUGUGAUUAAUUUUCACUUGUUUUCGUCUUAAUCAUCAUCCACCAGCAACAAUCAAUAAUUAAGGUGAAUAAGCAAAAAAAAUGGUGGUUAAUGUUGAUUAAGAAUAGAUUUCGAUUACCUCGAGCUACAACCAAGCCAACAUCUUCUUCUACCCCAACAACUGCGACAACAACCACAACCGUAACAUCAACUACAGGAAAAUCUUCAGUUUCCAAACAUGAUGAGGAAUAUCAACCAUCAUCAUCGUCAUCGUCUUCAUCUUCAUCUUCUGGUGUUGCUGGUUCUUCUGGUGGACCAUCAAUCAAUUGGGGUAAAUGUCCACAGUUAGAGCCAACCAAUGAGGAGAAGAUUAAAAAAGCUGCCGUGAUUACUAAAUGUUUAGAAUCAACACCGGUUCCGGUUAAUAUUACUCGAGAAACUGUUGAACUUCAUCGUGAACAAGUUGCUGCUUGUGCUUUACGAAUGGAAGGUUGGUUUAAUGGUCAAGGUUUAUAUCGAUUUGAUAAAGCUGAGAAUGAGAUUAAGGCUAAAAAAUUGAUCGGUGAGGUUGAAGAAAAGGUUUUAAGCUUCCACCGGCAGUGUAAAGAAGAGGCUGAAGAUAAGUAUCCCGUCUCAUCAAAUCAAUUGAUCGCUCAAAUUCAAUUGUAUCAAGCGUGUAUGGAUUACUUUAUCUCUGAAGUAUGUGGAAUUGAAGUUCAAAUACCUGGAGCAGAAGGUUCGUCGCUUUCAGGAUCAUCUGAGUAAAAAAUUGAUUCCAAAUAUCAUUUAACACCAACGUACCAAAAUUAACAAUCAUCAUUAAUCAUCGUGUUUCCAUCGCCACCAUUUUGAUCAUCGUUACAAAUCAUUGGUACUGAUAACUUGGUCUGCAUCCUCAUUAUAUUGAGAUGUUUUCGAAAAAAUUAAUUGAUGAACUGAAUCACCAACAACAAUCAACUCUCAUGAAAUGGAAAAAUUUUUACCUCUCUCUCUCUCUCUCGCUUUCUAAUUGUAAACAUUGUUGAUCCAAUACUUUUUUCAACCCAAUUUUUCACCAUUUUUUUUAAUUAUUAUUGUUAAUUUCACCUAAUAAUUGUUACGAAUGUUUACUAUUUUAUAAUCAAUUGAUUAACAUGUUCUGUUAAUCAUUUACACGGACACACAAUUCACUCAAUCAAAUUGUGCUACUCAAAAUUGAAUCAAUUCCUAUGUUAAAACUGAAGAUGAAACAAUUUGUCAAACCAAAGUUACCAAAACAAAUCCAUGGACAAAUUAAUCAACUCAAACAACUUUUAAAAAACUUUAAUUAUACUAUUAUAAUUUUAAUUGUUAACAAUUAACAAUCAAUCAAAUUACUUUAUUUCAUGUGAGAGAUAAAGUUAAUUUGUGUAAAUCAAGACAAUUAAAAGACUCAAAACAAAAACAA